AUGUAUUCACCUCGAAGAAAGCCAGUACUAAAGAGCUCUUUCGACAUCCCGGCAAGCCCAAAUAGAUACAGUUAUAGCAAACUUACUCGAAAGCGAUGCUCACCUAGUCCAAAGCGCUUAACUUUAAUGACGACGGCUAGAACACAACUAGACAACAAUGACAUGUCCUUGGACGAAUACGUAGAGUCCAAGAGAAAGAGAGCAAAGCUAGCACAACCUGCUUCUAGACAACAGCAGUCAACAGUGUCCAAUAUACCUUCACACCCAUCUGUAAAUACAAGCAAAUCACCUAUAAAUUUAACAUCAUCAUCUAAGAGACGGCCCACACAUCCUCCUCCUACUGCUGCGAAAACCAAUCGCACGUCCCUCAUCACAAAACCAACUCUAUCUUAUACUAGCAUGCAGACAUUUACCGAGAUCAAACCGUCUACAUCCUCUUCCAAAAUCACAGUGUGCGUUCGAAAAAGACCAUUAAACAAAUACGAGGUAUCGACAAACCAACCAGAUGUUACUGAAUUAACCAGCUCAAACACAAUUGAAAUUCAUGCACCCAAACAAAAAGUGGAUCUUACUAAUUAUACAGUGCAACAUGCAUUCACCUUUGACCAUGUGUUUGAUUGUCAUACGUCACAUCAGACUCUCUACCAGCAGACAACACUUCCAUUAGUAGAGCACAUGUUUCAAGGCGGAAAAGCAACCUGUUUUGCCUACGGCCAGACUGGGUCUGGUAAAACGUUCACCAUGCUGGACCCUCAACAUGGACUGUACUUUAAAGCGAUUCAUCACAUAUUCGAGCUGCUCAAGGACCAUCACUACGCCGGAUUGCAGACAUGGGUUGGUUAUUACGAAGUCUAUCAGGGACAACUUUUGGAUCUACUCAACAACCGCAAGAAACUGAUACCUCGAGAAGACGGCAAAGGCAAUAUUGUGAUUGCGGGACUAAAGGAGCAUCGAAUUCAUUCUUUAUCCACCCUUAAACAAGUGUUUGAAUUUGGUAACCGAGAACGCAGCACCUCUAAAACGCAGACAAAUGACAAUUCAUCUCGCUCGCAUGCUGUUUUGCAAAUCCUACUUAAAAAUCGAAAUUCAGCCAUUCAUGGUAAAAUGAACUUUAUCGAUUUGGCAGGCAGUGAAAGAGGAUCUGACCGAGGGCGUAACACAGACACGAAAACAAGGUUGGAGGGAGCAGAAAUUAAUAGAAGCUUAUUAGCACUCAAGGAAUGCAUUCGUGCUCUGGACCAGGAUAAAGGGCAUGCAUCAUUUCGUGGUAGUAAACUGACGAUGGUGCUUAGAGACUCGUUUGUGGGCAACUCAAAGACAUGCAUGAUUGCGACAAUAUCGCCAAAUCAGUCCAACAGCGAUCAUACAUUGAAUACACUGAGAUAUGCAAACAGAGUCAAGGAGUUAAGGGGUGAAUCUGAUCCAAGGUUAUUAUUGCACAAUACGCAUUUGCAGCCGCCUACAGUAACAGUUUCCAAAUCAACUACGACCACACCAACUAUUAUUAGUAACGACAUCCACAAGACGCAUGAGCAGCAACCACCACCACCACCACCACCACUGACACCAGCAACUCAACAGGAUCUAUACGAUAAUUUCACUAUUGGUCAUGUUAAGGGUUUCAUCCGUCACCACAAAACACAAGUCGAGGCAAUGGAAGCGUAUUUAAGGGGCUCUACUGAGCUAUUGAACCACUUUGAAACGAAUCUCAAACACCCGCUGUCCAGACACAGCAUGGCAUCGAAGCGCACCAAGUAUAAAAACGAGUUGAUUGCGAAGAGCGAUCAGGCUUUGCAUUGUAUUGAAGGUCUCAAGGCAAAGAUCCGAGAAGAGCUUGAAGAUGAGGAAAUCCCAUAG
Mucor velutinosus is the source of this 1857-nucleotide messenger RNA. RefSeq lists its product as uncharacterized. Gene Ontology annotation, biological process: microtubule-based movement; microtubule depolymerization. The record is from RefSeq and is a predicted model, not a curated record. Gene Ontology annotation, cellular component: microtubule. The transcript has 5 exons. NCBI's taxonomy places the organism in Eukaryota, Fungi, Mucoromycota, Mucoromycetes, Mucorales, Mucoraceae. Gene Ontology annotation, molecular function: ATP binding; microtubule binding; microtubule motor activity. Bases 1 to 1857 code for a protein of 618 amino acids.